Messenger RNA from Andrographis paniculata, 1033 nucleotides. RefSeq names its product mitochondrial import receptor subunit TOM20-like. Lineage: Eukaryota; Viridiplantae; Streptophyta; Magnoliopsida; Lamiales; Acanthaceae. Gene Ontology annotation, cellular component: mitochondrial outer membrane translocase complex. Gene Ontology annotation, biological process: protein insertion into mitochondrial outer membrane. Bases 106 to 720 code for a protein of 204 amino acids. Gene Ontology annotation, molecular function: protein binding. The transcript is spliced from 6 exons. The record is from RefSeq and is a predicted model, not a curated record.
UCAGAAGUAAAAGCCCUAGAUUUGCAAGAUCCGCGGCACCCUCUCUGAUAUUUUUUCUACGUUCUCGAAAUCAGUCGACGAAACCUCCAUUCAGUUGUGGGAAACAUGGAUAUGUCGAGCGAUUUCGAUCGCAUCCUUUUCUUCGAGCACGCUCGCCAGACUUGCGAGUCCACCUAUUCUCUGAGCCCCCUCGAUGCUGACAAUCUGACGAGAUGGGGUGGAGUGUUGCUGGAGUUAUCUCAGUUUCAGAACGGUGCGGAUUCGAAGAAAAUGGUUCAAGAUGCGAUGGACAAGCUAGAGGAGGCAAUAAGUAUUAAUCCUCAGAAGCAUGAUGCAUUCUGGUGCCUUGGAAAUGCAUAUACCUCAAAUGCCUUUCUCAUUCCAGACCUUGAGGAUGCCAAGGAAUACUUCGACAAAGCAGCACAUGCCUUUGAGCAAGCAUUCGAAAUGGAUCCAACCAAUGAUCUUUAUAAGAAAUCUGUGGAGGUCGCUGCCAAGGCUCCUGAAUUGCACAUAGAGAUUCACAAGCGUGAUUUGGCUCAACAGGCGAUGGCGGCAAGCUCUUCUGCAGCUGCCAGCAUAAAGCAACAGGUUGCUAACAAGUUCAAAAGAAAUGAACUCAAGUAUGACAUAUUGGGAUGGGUUAUACUUGCAGUUGGCAUUGUGGCCUGGGUGGGGUUGGCAAAAUCUAAUUUGCCCCCUCCACCUCCCCCGAGAUAAGUUCUGGCAUCUGAGUUCGCUAUCUUGACAAAAGGGGAGUUAUUCCUUGUUUAGUUGAGAUUCUGAGAACAUAUAUCCUUAGUUGAAAUUUUGACUGGAGCCCUUAAUUGAUGUAAUGAAAGUGCAUUUGCCUCAUAAAGUUGUAGAAACUUGCGUCCUAAUAUUUGAAAUUUUUCUGUGUGGCGAGGAGCAUUGGACGAAAAGCAUAUUACAUUUUGGCAUUUCAAGCAUGCAAUGUUAGGCAUGCGCCCAUACCAGUGUAUCAAUGGUUCAUUGUUAAGGGUGCUCUACAUAAUAAUGGUGCGUUUGUUUA